Molecule: messenger RNA, 401 nt
Organism: Thamnophis sirtalis
Lineage: Eukaryota; Metazoa; Chordata; Lepidosauria; Squamata; Natricidae
Source: RefSeq, a predicted model, not a curated record
GAUGACAUGGUAUCUAAAAUUAUCUGAGCAGCAGUGAAAAAGGAACCCAGAGACUCGAUUUAUGCAUCUUUCAGUCAUGCAACACAAUCAGUAUUGUGGUUAUCCCCAGAUCUUCUGGACAAAUAACAGCUCAGACUGUGCUCCUCAAACGGGACUGUACCAUUCCAGUGGAAUUGUGGCAGAUCAGGACAUUUGCUUACCAUUGCCUGUACCAGCGAGGAAAAGGCAUAGGCAGAAUCACAGAGAUGGUACACGCCUUUGUUUCCUGGUGGUAUUUUUGCUGAUUCUACUUGCCAUCACGGGGAUCGGGCUGGCAAUGUUUCAGAUCUUCCACCUGCAAAAGCAACUUCAAAAGUUUUCCAGCUCUGGCUGUGUCCCUCCAUCUCCUGAUAUGCUGAAAG